UCUAACCUCUACUGCUUUCUUGCCCGGCUUCAUCUUAAACGUUCACUUCCCCCAUCAUCCUCCACCACUUAUCCACAGUCUCUAGAAGCUGUUCCAUCCCAAUAGAUCUCCCCAAUAUUACCAUAAGUCUCUCUCCUUCAAAUCCACUACAAUGUCUCUCCGCAUCGCCCCAGCCACAAACCACCGCACCCAAACAACCAACACAACCACCCGCCAAAACAUCCCCAUCUCCCUCCCCCACCCCUCCAAAGGUGCCCCCUCAGCCCCCGGUCUCCCCGACACCCUCCGCGACAACAUUACCCUCCCCGCGCCUCGCGGCCCUCCCUCCUCUCAAUCCGAAAUCCCCGCCUCCGCGCACCCACUCGAAGCCCGUCUCCUCGCCUGGCGCCAAACGCAGGAUGCAAUGAAAAUGGAAUCGCUCCGUCGGGCAUACGGCAUCGCCGAGCCCGUCCGCCGCGGCAUGGAACUGAAGUUGGUACGGGAUGGAUCGUUCCGCCCGGCUGUGCUGGGGGGUACCAAGGGCGGGAACGUCCAUGAGGAUAUCCUAGUACUGGGGGGCCGGGAUGCGGAAGUUGGAUGGGAGGAUGUGUUUCAAGGUUCGUCUUGUUUUGUUGCUAUAUCUACCCUGUCUUAUCUUCUUCGUCCUCAUCUUCAUUGUGUCGGUUUCGAUUGCGGGAUUUUGGGCGGGGAGGGGUUGAAAAGAUAUUAGUGGGUUUUAGUAGUAUUCGCGCGUGACUAACUUAGUAUACUAUAGGAGACGAGUUCAGGGAACCGG
Messenger RNA from Aspergillus alliaceus, 775 nucleotides. RefSeq names its product proteasome maturation protein. Lineage: Eukaryota; Fungi; Ascomycota; Eurotiomycetes; Eurotiales; Aspergillaceae. The transcript is spliced from 2 exons. Bases 152 to 709 code for a protein of 185 amino acids. The record is from RefSeq and is a predicted model, not a curated record. Gene Ontology annotation, cellular component: nucleus; cytoplasm. Gene Ontology annotation, biological process: proteasome assembly.